UGUCUGUUUACAUAAGGAUUGUUGUCAUAUGUUCUAAGCUCUGCUUUGUUUUCCAUAUUAAUAAAAUCAAUUACAAUCCUGGUACUUUCACUUGUUUGAACAAGGAUAAAUGUUUUAUAUUUUAAGUUAGGUUUAUGGAAGAUCAAAAUAACUGAAGAUCUUGAUAUUAAAUGAGUUUAUUUCUAAAUUUAGCUCUUUUGAUGGUUAUUAAGGUAUUCCAAGCUGGUAUAGGAUGAGAUAUGGUGGUGUAUACAGUAUUCUUGUGAUGAUCUUGUCUGCAGCUGGAUCAUUAUCUUUCCAUUUUGAAGAUGAUUCAUGAUAAUUUGGUGAUACUGAAAUUUGCAUAGAUUUAUGUUCCAAGAAUCGUGUUUUGGCUCGUAUAACAUAAAAACCUUGUGAAUACUCUGAAGUGGUCACGUUUAUCUGCUUCUGCAUAUCAUGAAUUCUGAGUUGUAGUUGCUCCCCCCUUCUCUUUAUUAGCUUCAUCAGUUGAUAUUUUUCUUGUUAUCUUCUAUUUCUGGCAGACAGGGUUACUUGUUAUCAGCUUCUAGGGUGCUUUAUAAAGUUCGUCAAGGAUUUACAGAUUUCAUUCUUACUUUGCUGAAAUUCAGAGGUUUACAAAAGUUAUUAUGGGAACUGAAGAGGAGAACUCACCUGCCAAGCCUUCUUCCAAACCUACUGUUUCAACACAGGAAAUGCCUACAACACCUUCAUAUCCUGAUUGGUCAUGCCCGGUGCAGGCUUAUUAUGGUGCUGGAGCUGCCCCAGCUCCCUUCUUUGCCUCAACUGUUGCUUCGCCAACUCCGCAUCCAUAUAUGUGGGGAGGCCAGCAUCCUUUAAUGCCUCCAUAUGGCACUCCAGUUCCAUACCCAGCUAUGUAUCCUCCCGGGGGCGUCUAUGCACAUCCUCAUAUGGCCCCUGCUCCAAGCGUUGCACAGAAUAAUACUGAUCAUGAAGGGAAGGAUGCUAAUGGGAAGGAUCGAAGUGCGGCCAAAAAGUCAAAGGGAACUUCAGGAAGCAAGGCUGGAGAAAGUGCAAAGGGAGCUUCUGGCUCUGGAAACGACGGUGGCUCUCAAAGCGGUGAAAGUGGUAGUGAGGGUACAUCAGAUGGAAGUGAUGAGAAUAAUAAUCAAGAACUUGCUACUGGUAAAAAGGGAAGCUUUAACCAGAUGCUUGCAGAUGCCAAUGCACAGAGCAACAACGCUGGGGCCAUAGUUCCUGGUAAACCAAUAGUCCCAAUGCCUGCAACCAACUUGAAUAUAGGGAUGGACCUAUGGAGUGGAUCCCCUGCAGCCACAGGAGCUGCGAAAAUGAGACCUAACUCGUCUGGUGCUGUAGCUGCAGUUCCUACUGGAGUUGUGAUGCCCGAACAGUGGGUUCAAGAUGAACGUGAGUUGAAGAGACAGAAGAGGAAGCAAUCUAAUCGGGAGUCUGCUAGAAGAUCAAGAUUACGCAAGCAGGCCGAGUGCGAAGAGCUACAAGCCAGAGUGGAGAGCUUGGCAAACGAAAACCAUAAUCUUAGAGAGGAACUAAAGAAGCUUUCUGAUGAAUGUGAGAAGCUUACAUCAGAAAAUAGUUCUAUUAAGGACGAGCUGACGCGGAUAUGUGGACCUGAUGCGGUAACUAAUCUAGAGCAAGGCAACGAAGGGAAGAGUUAAUAGGAAACCUACAAGAGGUAACAGGGAGCCAAUGCAGUAGUUUCUUGGCAUCCAGGAACAUUAUUUUCACCAUGGAUUCGGUUUAGUUACUAAUCUAUACCCUUAACCCGUUAUAGCUGUAAUGUCUAUUUUUACAAGCAGAAAGAUGCUUUAACCAGCUUUCAAAUAGUUGUAUUGUUUGUAGUUUAUUGGGAGCAAAACGAUAAUUGGGGAUUGAUUCAGAGUAUUUUCACUUUUGUUUGGAAUACAAGGUUUGAUUUUAUUGCGUUUCUUUACUGAA
Messenger RNA from Hibiscus syriacus, 1938 nucleotides. Its product is annotated as G-box-binding factor 1-like. Gene Ontology annotation, molecular function: sequence-specific DNA binding; DNA-binding transcription factor activity. The record is from RefSeq and is a predicted model, not a curated record. Bases 630 to 1658 code for a protein of 342 amino acids. The transcript has 11 exons. NCBI's taxonomy places the organism in Eukaryota, Viridiplantae, Streptophyta, Magnoliopsida, Malvales, Malvaceae. Gene Ontology annotation, cellular component: nucleus. Gene Ontology annotation, biological process: regulation of DNA-templated transcription.